AUGGCUCCCAUGGAGUCCCCGAAGAGCAAGGUCUCCGAAGAAGAGAUUGCUUUGCAGGUCCAGGACUUCUUGACCACCUGGGAAUUCAACAUCAUGAGCUCCCCUGCUGGCAAGUCGUUCAAGCACGACCAGGUGAUGUCUUCCGCGCUCGAGUUGCUGGCGCUGAACGGGGUUCCUCUGGACAAGGAGGAGAUAGGCCUCAUGGUCAACAUGCACGAGAGCACACUCAUCCCUCUGCUGGCGGACAAGAUACCCGUUGAGCUCCGCGACAAUUUCGAGCUGCUCACCCAGCAGCUAUUCCUUAUGCUGAACAGUGCGUUCAAUGUCCGGAGCGCCCUGGACACCGGCGCAGACCUCGCACAGGUCAUGGAGAAGUCUGACGACGACAAGAUGUUGCAGUUGGUGUUGAAGAAGUCGGUGGUGCAGGCGAGCCAGGAGGUGGCGAAGCUUCAGAGGUGUAGCGCGUCGUGGACGAAAGCGGCGGAGAAGCGCGACGCGCUGUCGAAGGCGUCGCUGUACGCGGAGGAGGCCCGGCAGCGUCUUAUCACGACCGAGAUGCAGCUGCAGCAGUACACCUCGGACACCAAGGCCAAGAGCAAGCAGGCGCUUCUGGGCUUCGCCGCGGGGAACGACACCGCCCUUGUCAAGAGCACCUUCGCUGGCUGGCAGGGCGAGUGCCUCGCCAACAAGGAGAACGAGAGCGAUGCGGGAGAAGUACGAGAAGGAGCUCCAGGAGGCGGAGGCCUUGCUCUACAAACACCAGGAUCCCCAGAAUAUAAGCAGCUCGCGGGAGUGCGCAAUAUGAUGAUGAGCAAGGUGCGCGAGACCGACCGCGGGCUGGUGGACUUCUGCAUCAGCACGUGGUACGACGUCGUGAAGGGCAUCAAGAGGAUUAUUGGACGGCGACACCAAGGCGGAGCUCGAGGCGCUGCAGGAGCGAAGAUGGCGGGCUUCCACACCGAAGCCAAGUCGCGCCAGAUGAAGGUGUUCGGACGAAUGGCCGGCGACCGUGAUCAGGCCGUCGUGGUCCUGGCCAUGAGCUCGUGGGUCACCUUCCACCAGGACCGAGUACAGCAGGGAUAA
This is a messenger RNA of Prorocentrum cordatum, 1083 nucleotides long. Lineage: Eukaryota; Dinophyceae; Prorocentrales; Prorocentraceae. The record is from the annotation of a GenBank genome assembly.